Messenger RNA from Saccostrea cuccullata (small rock oyster), 2649 nucleotides. RefSeq lists its product as uncharacterized. Bases 36 to 2093 code for a protein of 685 amino acids. The record is from RefSeq and is a predicted model, not a curated record. The transcript has 2 exons. NCBI's taxonomy places the organism in Eukaryota, Metazoa, Mollusca, Bivalvia, Ostreida, Ostreidae.
AAAAAAAAGAAUAAGGCGGGAUAUGGCUAGAAGGAAUGGAUUUCAGCAACAGUGAAAAAAAUAUACGGCCAUUGUCAGAGUAUGUGUACGAAGGACUAUGUAAAAUAUUGGGAACUCAACACCAGGUUGCCAUGCGGAGAGAUGUUGUGGAUAUUUGGAAUAUAGUUCAAAAUCAGUCAAGAACAAAUACUAACGAGGACAGGCUAUGUAGUGGGAGCUAUGGUGAAGGAUUCAGACUGCAAAGUUCUGAUAGGGACAUAAUGAUAUGGCCAAAUCACCAUCGAGUGAUCUGGGACUUAUCUAAGGCCCAGCAUUAUUUUACAAACGGAUAUGUGCCAAUUCUUGCAGACAGUUCAGAAAGCACUCCGGGGUUUACUUUACUCUGGUUACCGAUACCGAUAGCACACGAGAUGGUUCUGUCAUCGUGCUUCACUUUGAAUGAAAGACUUUAUAUAUCUAGUUCUAUGUACAUAUUAAACGCAUGUUCCGUAGUAAAUCCUACGUCCACUAUACAUGGGCCAUGCAGCCGUUCUGUUUUUCAAGGAUUUGAAUUUGAUAAUGCCCACUGUUUUGCUUGUGAUUUUUGGCCUCCGUCAGCUUUUUUAUGGAUUGACAGAUGUCACUCAUGGCCUAAAUCUCAUGUUGUUCGUGGCAUUGUUAGAAACGGAUGUCAUCUUGUAGCAAUAGGACACAAAUUAGGGACUUAUGAAAACGAUGAAUGGAGGAUAUCAUUCUCUUUCGCUGAACAAAAACUUGUGUAUUCAAUGAACCACUGUCAAUUUUUGACUUAUGGCCUAUUGAAACUGUUCUUGAAUGAAGUUAUUAACUAUGAACAAACAGAAGAAAGUAAAUUACUGUGUUCCUACCACAUGAAGACGGCUGUUUUCUGGGUGAUUCAACAAAAUAAAAUACCGCACUGGUGUCCGCAGAAUCUUCUGGAGUGUUUCUGGGUCUGCUUUAAACUCAUUCUUAGUUGGGUAUAUGAGGGAAUGUGUCCUAAUUUUUUCAUUCCAGAAAACAACAUGUUUCUCACAAAAAUUCAUGGUGAAGCACAAACACUGUUAUUCCUUAGUUUGUAUGAAUUAUAUCAGAAUGGAGUAUCAUGCCUCUUAAAGUGUUCCUCACUAAGGCCCUACAUAUUAAAUGCACUUUAUAAUCCUAGAAGCUUUAUCUGUUUAGAUGAAAAAACUCGGAUCUCAGAAGCUGAGUUUGAUGUAGAACUAUUCGAAGAGAUAAUUUUUAAUGAACCAUUGCCACCUCAAGAUCUAUCUUGUUUUAUGAUAACCAUGCGUCAAAUAAACCAAUUGACUAAUUCCCCCUUGACAAAGUAUCAAGUUGUCAUGUUACAAAAAUGUACAGGAGUAAUGCUUCAGCACACUGCAUUUCUAUUACACAAUAUGCAUAAAAAAUUUAAAUUAUAUAACGACAACAAAGAUGAGAAAAACAAAGUGAUAUAUAUUUUUGAUAGAAUUUCCUGUCAUAUGCUGAAAUUGGCAGCUAAGUUUGGUUGUAUUACUGACAAGUUGUACCUCGCCAUGAAUUAUUAUCGCACAUGCCGCUACAGAGAAGCUUUAUCUGUGAUAGAGAGGACAAAAGUUGGAUUGAAACAGCCACAUCUGAUGUAUUUAUUUAAUACUGACAUACAGAUAUAUAGUGAGGCUGUAGGUGGAACUUCAUUGUCUACAAAAUUGGGACAGGCUGUAGCAAGCAUUAUCCUUCUUAACAAAGACAGAGUUUAUAUCAAUGAAUUAGUUUCAGAACAACACUGUGCUUCACAGGCAAAGGAAGGGGACGGGUUACUCAUCCCACCUUUUAUAUUGUUAUAUAUGCUGGAGUUCCUCUGUUUUAGACGUGUUGAGAUUCUAAGUGCACAACUAGCUCUAAGUAAUCUACAGAUCCUAGUUCACUGUGAUCAGGGGAUACAUAUCCCUCCAGAAUUGAGAGACAUAUCCUGGCAGAUCUUAGGGAUCUGUCAACAAAUUACUGGAGACCUCCAGGCUGCUCUGUAUUCCUACCAACAAUCACCCAGACAAUAUCCAUUCCAUAAAUUACACAAUGCGUCAAAGGAAAGAAUACAGAAUAUCAUGAUUUAAUGAAAGUAAUAUUAACCGUUCAAAAAUCGUGCUUGUAACGUGAUUUUUUAUGGUUUCAUGUUUCUGUGAAUUUUAAUACCAGUUUUGUUUUACGUAAUGAACUUAUAAUUUCAUUAUUAUAUAACAUUGAUUAUCAUUAUUAUCAUCAAUGAAACAUUGGAGAUAACAAACAGUUUUCAAGUUCAAAAGUCUAUAAAACGAGUUUGAAAAUUAUGUAAAAUUUAUUUAGUAUACUAUGGGUAGACUAUUACUUAUUCCUCUUUCUUUAUCUCACCCGCUUUUCAAUUUUGAUAAAAAAAAUUCUCCUUUAAACAUUUUGUAUUUAAAAGCAUAUUUUGCCUUACUUUUGAUACCGUUAUAAUUUUCAUUUAUGAUUGGGUAAAAAAAAUUAACAAAAAGAGCAAAAACCAACCUUACUUACCCCCUAAAAAGAAAAACGUCACGCGCUGUAAAUAAAAAAAAUGACUAUUUUAUAAUAAUAAAAGUAUAUAUAAUGAUUUAGUUGUUCUCAUGUUUUAGUGUUUUUGAUUUUAAUUAUUUAAUUUAGCAAAUAAAG